AUGACUAUUUCAGAUCAAGAUGAGACAGAGCAAUUUGGUGAGUGCUUAUUGAAAGUUUAUGAUGGUCUAAUAUGUGACAAUAUGGAUGGUGAAUCUGAGAUAUGUCUUCCAGGAGAUAUUGUUAUUCCUUCUUCGGAUCAGGCAUUUGAUAAUUGUCUUUGUAAUGGUACAAGACUACAAGUUAGGAAACUUGGAAAUCAUGUCAUAGAAUGUGAAAUUUUAACGGGUAACAAUGUUGGUCAUAUUACUUUGAUUCCAAGAAUGAAUAUGGUACCAACAAAUGAAACCGUCCCAGUUAGAUUCCAACGAAGACAGUUUCUCAUAAUAGUAUCAUUUGCCAUGACAAUUAAUAAGUCUCCAGGACAAACUUUAUCUCAUAUUGGAUUGUACUUGUCCAAACCAGUUUUUACACAUGGCCAACUAUAUGUGGCACUUUCAAGAGUUAAGUAA
Arachis duranensis is the source of this 450-nucleotide messenger RNA. RefSeq lists its product as uncharacterized. Bases 1 to 450 code for a protein of 149 amino acids. Lineage: Eukaryota; Viridiplantae; Streptophyta; Magnoliopsida; Fabales; Fabaceae. The transcript has 2 exons. The record is from RefSeq and is a predicted model, not a curated record.